AUGACAGACGCCUCCCAAUUUAUCUCCAAAAGAGCUCAAUCACGCAAAUCAAGUCAUUUCGCAAAUGUGCCAUCAGAUCAACCACCCGCUGGUUUCAAACCACACCCCAAACCUUUGUUGUUGUCAUAUGGCACUCCAAAUGAUGGGUUUUUUCCAAUUGAUUCCAUUGAUGUAAAUCUAGUCGCCUUCCCAUUUGAGCAUCAAUCAAAGAAAGGUCAUGUUAUUGGACAUGGUGGUGAACUGAAAGCUAAUGGACAUGCAAAGGAGUAUAAAUCCAAUAGUGUUCACAUAUCAAGGCAUACAGAUACCCCCAAUUUGCUCGAUUUAUCAAGGGGAUUGCAAUACGCUCCUGUUCCUGGUCUUGAACCCUUGUUGGAAUUCACCAAAGAGUUUAUCCUGAAAACUCAUAAACCAGCUUAUGACGGUUGGAACCUGAUUUUAUCUACAGGUGCCAGUGAUGGGUUAAACAAAGCUUGUGAUGCUAUUUUGGACCCUGGUGACGUUGUUCUUGUUGAGGAGUUUACAUUUAGUCCAUUUCUCAAGUUUGUAAACAACGUUGGCGGUGUACCAGUGCCAGUCAAGAUCAACUUGUCCAAUGAUUCCGAUGGUCUUGACUUUGAUUAUUUGGAAAAUUUGUUGACAAAUUGGUCAAAGGAGCAUCCUAAUUUGCCAAAACCAAAGGCAUUGUACACUAUUUCCACAGGCCAGAAUCCAACAGGGUUUACUCAAACAGUUGAAUUUCGUCACAAAGUUUACAAGUUGGCUGAAGAGCAUAACUUUGUAAUUAUUGAGGAUGAUCCAUACGGAUAUUUAACCUUACCAAAGUAUGACCCAUCUAGAUUCUCAAGCAACAACAAAGUAGAUCCCGCAGAUUUGGAAAACAAUUUAACCAUUGAGGAAUAUUUGUCUGACCAUUUGACUCCUUCAUACUUGGAGCUUGACACUACUGGUCGUGUCAUUAGAGUCGAGACAUUUUCAAAGUUAUUUGCUCCUGGAUUGCGUCUCGGAUUUGUCAUUGCUCAUGCCAAAGUGGUAGAUGCCAUUAGAAACUACGCUGAGGUUGCAAAUAGGGGUGCAUCAGGUUUGUCACAAACAGUAGUGAAUAAUGUCGUUAGAGACCAAUUGGGAGGUUUAGAUGGAUGGUUGAAUUGGAUAUUGAGAAUGAGAGCAACAUAUUCGCACAGAAAGGACUUAUUAUUACACUCGAUCUAUCAAUCUGAAGCUUUCAAAAAAGGGUUAGUUGACGUGAUAGACCCUAAAGCAGGAAUGUUUGUCACUUUUAAGGUGAAGUUUUUAGACCCCGCGGAGGGCAAGAUCACAAGUGAUGAUGUAAUCUCGACAAUGAAACAAUUGUUGUGGAAGAUUAUCAGCCAUGGAGUUUUGGUUGUUCCGGGAUACAAUAUGACGGUUGAUCAAAAGUUCAGUUUGGAAAGAAGCAACUUCUUUAGAUUAUGCUAUGCUCCGCUUGAUAAUGACGAGGAUAUCAUAGAGAGUGGAAAGCGGUUGACUGAUGCUGUUUUGGAGUUUCAUGACAAUGGAAACAAGUUUUGA
Lodderomyces orthopsilosis Co 90-125 is the source of this 1551-nucleotide messenger RNA. RefSeq names its product aromatic-amino-acid:2-oxoglutarate transaminase (gene ARO9). The coding region runs from base 1 to 1551 and encodes 516 amino acids. The transcript has a single exon. Gene Ontology annotation, molecular function: aromatic-amino-acid:2-oxoglutarate transaminase activity; pyridoxal phosphate binding; L-2-aminoadipate:2-oxoglutarate transaminase activity. Gene Ontology annotation, biological process: L-tyrosine biosynthetic process; aromatic amino acid catabolic process. The record is from RefSeq and is a predicted model, not a curated record. Lineage: Eukaryota; Fungi; Ascomycota; Pichiomycetes; Serinales; Debaryomycetaceae.